Molecule: messenger RNA, 3593 nt
Organism: Hypanus sabinus (Atlantic stingray)
Lineage: Eukaryota; Metazoa; Chordata; Chondrichthyes; Myliobatiformes; Dasyatidae
Product: flavin-containing monooxygenase 5-like
Exons: 9
Coding region: 291-2081 (596 amino acids)
Molecular function (GO): NADP binding; N,N-dimethylaniline monooxygenase activity; flavin adenine dinucleotide binding
Source: RefSeq, a predicted model, not a curated record
UUUUAAAUGUAAGUCAGUUGGAAAAGAAAGUGUCUCCAAUGUCAAACAACAAAAAAUACUGUGUUAGUAGCUCAACACAAAUUGGUGACCAAUAGAUCGGAAAGGGGGUUGGGUAGCAUUUGGAAAAGGCAGUUUUUUCCCUUAUAAUUUUAAAAUAGACGUUUAAUUCAAUAAUAAGGCAAAUCAGUAGUUGAAACGGACGACUGAGUUGUUGGCUCUAAUACAAUUUUAUCUUUACAAUGAUUUCAUCAAUUCCCCCCACUGAUUUUGCCUCACAUACACACCAAUGAAUGUACCAACCCGUACGCAUUUGGCAGCUAGCCCGCAUUAGAGGGUGUAGGUACAACCGAACAGACACAGUGGCGAAGCAAGAAUCAGAUCCGAUUCGCUGCAGCUUCACACGUUGCGCAGAGAGAGCGACGUCGGGUCGUCCUGGGAAUGAGUCCCGCCGGCAGCCGAGGUUGUGGGCUGUGAUUCAACGGGUGAAGAUGGCCAAGCGAGUCGCUAUCAUUGGGGCUGGAGCCAGUGGGCUAGCAUGUAUAAAAUGCUGUUUGGAUGAAGGCUUGGAGCCUGUAUGCUUUGAAAAAAGCAACGACAUUGGAGGGCUCUGGAACUUCCAGGAAGAAGUGUCAGAUGGGAGAGCUAGCAUCUAUAAGUCGCUGAUCAGCAAUACCUCGAAAGAGAUGAUGUGCUACAGUGACUUCCCAUUUCCUGACGAUUGUUCAAACUAUAUGCAUCACUCCAAAGUUAUGGAGUAUUUGGUCCUUUAUGCUACACAUUUCAAUCUGAGGAAGUAUAUACGAUUUGCGACCAAUGUCUGCAGUAUUACACAGCGGACAGAUUUCUCUACCACUGGACAGUGGGAUGUAGUGACGAGCGACACUGAGGGAAAUUUGGAAACGACUACCUUUGAUGCUAUUUUGGUCUGUAUCGGUCAUCACGCUGACCCUCAUUUACCUCUGGAUACAUUUCCUGGCAUAGAAAAGUUCAAGGGUCAAUACAUACAUAGUAAAGAUUAUAAAGAACCCUUAAAAUUCGAAGGGAAAAGAGUGGUAAUAAUUGGAAUUGGGAGCACUGGGGGCGACCUUGCAGUUGAAAUCAGCCAACAUGCGAAACAGGUGUUUCUGAGUACAAGAAGGGGUAACUGGGUAAUUAAUCGUGUGGCUGAAAGAGGAUACCCUACUGACAUGAUGCAUAACCGUCGCAUUUAUAGCCUGUUUUUUUCACCUUUAACUGCCUCACUAAUGCAGAGAAAGCUAAACAAUCGAUUUGAUCAUGCAAACUAUGGUUUGCAAUCUACCCACAGUUUAUACAGCCAACAUCCAACAGUUAAUGACGAUUUGCCAAAUCGCAUUUUAUCCGGACGUGUUCUUGUGAAACCUAACGUGAAGCAGUUCACUGAAUCAGCAGCCAUCUUUGAAGAUGACACUGUGGAAGAUAUUGAUGCUGUUAUUUUUGCAACAGGAUACAGUUUUGCUUUCCCAUUUCUGAGUGAGUCUGUCAUCAAAGUUAACAGAAACCAUGCUGCUCUUUAUAAGAAUGUCUUUCCACCUCAGCUGGAGCAGCCGACUCUAGCCAUCAUUGGCCUUAUCCAGGCAUUUGGAUCCAUUAUACCAGUAUCUGAAAUGCAGGCUCGUUGGGCCACAAGGGUGCUUAAAGGCUCAGCUACACUACCCUGUGCUAACAGCAUGAUGGCAGAAAUAUUGGAGAAAAAAGAACAAAGGGUCAAAAGAUACGUCAGCUCCCAAAGGCACAAGAUUCAAGUCGAGUUCAUACCCUACAUGGAUGAGAUAGCUGAGCUGAUCGGUGUAAAACCCAACAUCAAGCACCUCCUCCUCACUGAUCCACAGCUGGCAUUUCAAGUUUUCCUUGGCCCCUGCACACCUUUCCAGUUUCGAUUGAUGGGACCUGGAAAAUGGCCAAAAGCCCGGGAAACCAUCUUGACACAGUGGCACCGCACCAUCAAGCCCACUAAAACGCGUGUGGUUCCCAGUGGUCAGCAAAAUGCCUCUUGGCCAAUCCUGCUGAAAUUCUUGCCCAUACUGGUGGCACUCUGUGCUGUUUAUCUAUUUCUCUAUUAGUCAAGCUCGGCUUCUGUUGCCAAGCCAAAUAACAAUGGAGAUUGUUUCGCAUCCAAUCGUUUCAAACGAACUGUAACUAAUUAUGUUAUUGAUGACACUUUGAAAGAACUCAAGUGCCUUGAAUGAAACAAACCUGAGGUUUGGUUCUAUUGUUUAUAUUGAAUGGAACAUCUUGCCAAGAAACAGUCUUGCUCAUUCAAUGAGCAAAAUGUGCCUUUUUUUCAUAAUCACUAAUUUUAAAAAUGUCCUUUUAUCAUUCAGGAACUGUAAGUAUAUAGCUGGGCAUUUAAGUAAAUGUGAAUCAUAUAGGCAUCCGUUAGUCUCGUAGGACCAUGAACUUGUGCCUUGGAAGGUUUCCAGGGCGCAGGCCUGGGCAGGGUUGUAUGGGAGACCGGCAGUUGCCCAAGCUGCAAGCCUUCCCCUCUCCACGCCACUGAUGGUGUCCAAGGGAAGGGCUUUAGGAGCCAAGCAGCUUGGCACUGUUGUUAUCGCAGAGCAAUGUGGUGUGAAGUGCUUUGUUUAGUGUGUUGUUGAGUGCUCACAACAAGUUACCGCAGCUGAGGCUCGAAUGUCACUGACGCUCGAACCAGUGACAUUCAGGUUAUUGGUCCAAUGCCUUAUCCGAUGCCACACGCCAACACUAUGAAUCAAACGCUAUUUUAAAAUGCUCAGACAACACUAACUUGAGUGACUGAGGGAUCUGCACUCCAUUUUGAGUUUGCAAUUUGGAAAUGAAAGAGGUGAAAAAGUGUGAUCUUGUCUGACUAUGGAAAAAUACUUCUUCACAGAAGUUGUGCGUUAUCCCAGAAGUGGAAGUUCGUAAUCUUGUAUCAAAAUACUCAACUCAGUGUUGUUGGCUACACUUAAUUAUCAAAUUUAAGGCUGAGGCAUGAUAGAUCAGUUCUUCUCAUGCCCUGACCAAUAUUCUUCACUCAACUAAUGGCAAAUCAUUCAGUUUUAUCCUAGAAAUUUCUGUUGUAUUUGGAGGGAUCUACCUGUGAUUUUAUUAAAAGUAGGAAUGCUUCUUUGUUGCGAGAGAGUGCUGGAAGCUUGUUUGGGUUAAAAUUUACUGAUAACAAGAGUUGUAUUCCUUUGUAAACCAAUUGGGAUUAAUGUUGUUCUUUCUUCUGAGUCUGUAAGCUAUUGUUGGCGGGCUUUUGGGGAGAUCGGUGCGAGGGGGUGAGAAAGAGAGGACACAAUGCUGUAAACUGGGCGAGGAACAGACCCUAAGUGGGGGUCCAAGGUCAGGAGGUACCCCGAGGAGAGGAGACAAAGAUAGAUGUGCUUAGUUGACCACUUCAGGUGGUCCUAAGCUGCGAGUUGAGGAGGUCUGAGGGUAUCGACUGGUGGCCAGAAGACUUCAGUAAUUGAGCUCCAACGGUUGUGCACGAAGUGGUUUGGACUUUGAUAAGUUUGCCGCCUUUUCUUUAUUUUUUUUCCCUUCAUAUAUACUGUAUCGUUAUUAAUCACUUAGUUAUAGUAACCUUUAUAAAUUGUACUCAUUUAAUCGCA